Cladocopium goreaui is the source of this 194-nucleotide messenger RNA. NCBI's taxonomy places the organism in Eukaryota, Dinophyceae, Suessiales, Symbiodiniaceae. The record is from the annotation of a GenBank genome assembly.
GACAGUUCGGCGCGAACCCCCUUCGGCAAUCUGGCACGUCAAGCCGGGCUGCAGCAGCUCGGUCAGCACCGGCCUUGACGGCACAUGGGCGGCAAGAUGGACGACAUCACUGUCGUCGCCUGCGUGGUGGUGAAAAUCUGAGCGUCGCCGCGUUGGUGGAAGUGUUCUGGUUGGGCGAAGAGAAGAGUUGUUCG